CAGAGCGGUCCCGCCGCGCAGCUCCCGCGGCCGGGUGCCGAUCCGCAGCCGCGCCCGGCCGCUCGGCUCGGCGCGGAGCAGGCCAGGCAGGAAGAAGGAAGCUACCGGCGGCGGGAGGACAUGAGGAACAGCAGCGGAUCAGCAAUUAACAAAGGCAGAGUGAAGAAUUUAGCCACGCCGUGACUAAAGGUAUAAGAAGAAACCUUCCAGGGAUAUCAACUCAGCAGCCUAUCUUCCACGUUUGCUAGCAGCUUUGCCAUCCCAGGGCUUCGGGAGGAGCUUUGUUGCGUGUUUUGAGGAACAGAGAACGUUUUUGCAAGGACGUAACCGUGUUGCCUAAAAUUCGGUACGAGCUGGAGAGUAGAUGGCUCAGCUUCCUCCUGGGAUUCGCUUCAUCACCUCAUUUUCAAGAGAUCAGUGGUAUAGAGCCUUCAUUUUCUCUCUCACUUUCUUGUUGUAUGCCAGCUUCCACUUAUCAAGGAAACCUAUCAGUAUAGUUAAGGGAGAGCUGCACAAGCAGUGCUCCGCUUCACGUGAAGUUGAAUUUAACUCCUACAAAGUAUAUGCUGCCCAGAUUCAACCUGUCAAAAAGCCGUCUAAUGUAUCUCAGUGUGGCUGGGAGCCAUUUGACAAGAGCAACUACCAACAGUUACUGGGAGCACUGGAUUACUCAUUUCUGUGUGCAUAUGCAGUUGGAAUGUAUUUAAGUGGAAUAAUAGGAGAACGGCUGCCUAUCCGGUACUAUCUGACAGUUGGGAUGCUUGCCAGCGGACUCUUCACGGCAAUGUUUGGAUUGGGUUAUUUCUAUAACAUACACAAUCUGUGGUUUUACAUAAUGGCCCAGAUAGCCAAUGGGUUGGUGCAAACUACUGGCUGGCCGAGUGUCGUUACAUGUAUUGGCAACUGGUUUGGAAAAGGAAGGAGAGGUUUGAUCAUGGGAAUCUGGAAUUCACACACUUCAGUAGGAAAUAUCUUGGGAUCCUUAAUUGCUGCUUAUUGGGUGUCUACAUGCUGGGGUCUCUCCUUUGUGAUGCCUGGUGUUACCAUUGCUGUAAUGGGGAUUGUUUGUUUCCUCUUUCUGAUCGAACAUCCUAAAGAUGUGAGUUGCUCCUGCACACCAUCUAGUCAUGAUCGUGAGCCCAAAAUUUCUACAGAGUUUGUAGUGAGUUCUAAAACCUUCCUGAAUGGUGCAUCACGAUUCAGAGUCCAGAUGCCAACCUUAAAUGCUAAGGAAACCAGCAAACCUCAGGAUCCAGAGAUUCAACACUUGCUUAUUGACAGUGAAAAUUGCAGUGUAUCGUUGAAUUCCAGCACUGUGGUCCCUGGGGAAGGUAGACAUGGGACGUCAGCCAUCAGCUUCCUUGGGGCCUUGCGCAUACCUGGAGUCAUAGAGUUCUCCCUUUGUCUUCUGUUUGCAAAGCUGGUGAGCUAUACUUUCCUCUUCUGGCUUCCCCUCUACAUCACAAAUGUAGAGCAUCUUGAUGCCAAAAGAGCUGGGGACCUUUCUACACUAUUUGAUGUGGGUGGAAUCUUUGGUGGAAUUUUGGCAGGCCUGGUUUCAGACAGGCUGGAGAAGAGAGCAUCAACCUGCGGAAUGAUGUUAUUGCUUGCAGCACCCACAUUGUACAUGUUCUCUGCAAUCAGUAAAAUGGGUCUCGAGGCUACUGUAGUGAUGCUGCUUAUCAGUGGUGCCCUGGUGAACGGCCCUUAUGCUCUGAUCACCACUGCUGUAUCUGCUGACUUGGGCACCCAUAAAAGCCUGAAAGGGAAUGCAAGAGCCUUAUCUACAGUGACCGCAAUCAUCGAUGGAACAGGAUCUGUAGGUGCAGCUUUGGGACCUCUCUUAGCUGGUCUUAUUUCUCCAUCUGGUUGGAACAAUGUGUUUUACAUGCUCAUGGUGUCAGAUGCAUGUGCCUUGCUAUUCUUACUCCGUCUUAUUCAGAAGGAGCUUCGGUGUAACGCAGACCAUACCCUGUUUAAAGAACACUGAGCUGCGAGACCAGCCUCGGGAUGAGGAUGGCGUAAAUAGUCUGAGCUCCUCCCUGAGAAAUCAACUUCAUGGAAUGCGUUAUUCUAUAUUUAAGCGAUUCUGUUUGGUGAAGAACUUAGCACGUUUACUGGAAGCAAUGUGAGAAAUGCAGCUGGUAAAUCCCUGAAGCUCUUAUUUUUGCACAUGAAUAAGUACCUCAGGAUGGCAGCUAUUCACCAGAUGAAGAGAACUGUGGGAAGAUGUUAGCAGCGCACCUCAGCUGAGCCAAAGAGAAAUACCAAGUGCCUUUUUAGUUUCUUUUGAUAGGAUGUUUUUCUUUAAAAUGCUGAACUCUGUGUUUUCCAAAAAAACCAAGUCAAAACUAGAGCAGAAGGAAGUCGAAAUCCUACAACAGUCUAGCGGUGAAACAUCCCAGUGUCUGUGAGCAAAGUUUGUAUCCCUCAUACCGUCUUGCGCACGUUGAGGGCAUCUCUUUGCAGGGGACAGCACCAGCUGGUUAUUAAGGUGCACUGCUAUUAGUAUUUUGAAGCUGCUCAGACACUAAUAACCUCACUGUAUUAUUAGUUUUUAACUGCAGUACUCCUCCUAAUCCCAAAGACAACAUCCAGCUUUUGGGUAGGGAAUGAAAUGGAAUUUACUGUUGCGGUGCACUGCGGGUUAGCAGUUCUCACAGACUCUCUGGAUGGAUUUGAGUCCUCCCUCAGUUAGGGAUUGUGCAAAAAAGAGUCCUAAGCAACAAACAGAUUGUGAGUCAGAAUUCCCAGUGUGGAGGCUCUAAUAAUUCUGAGGGCAUUGUAAACUGGUUGUGCAAACGUCAUUGCUGCUGUAGUUGUUGUGCUGCUCCAGCGGGCUGGGUUGAAAUGAGAGAACGUUCCUCAGAGGUGGCAGAGAACUGUGGCACUACAGGAUUGAAGAGACGAGCUGCUUUAGUGUUUGCUGCCACGGUGAUCUCUGCUGGGUACUCCCCAGUUUCAGCACUGGCACGUGCACGUGCAAGUCAUCGUCAGAUCACGGCCUUAAUAACCAGAAAUCUCCUUUAAGUGGCUAAUUUCAAGUGGCUCUGAAUUUCAGAUGUAGAGCCAAAGUAUCGAAAAGGAAAAACAACUGAGGUGGUAGGUUGUAGGAGAACAUUUCAGUAACUGGUGUUGCCCAAGAACAGAUGAAUGGUUUAAUGUCUUCAAAACAUAUCAUUUUGGUUUUGUACAGCUGUCUCCUCUGCAAAACAGAUGUUUCUGUGGGUUUUUUUUAAAAGAAGUACAAAGUAAAAAGGAAAUUUUUUUGUAUGAGGUGUUUAUACUUGGACUACAAAGGCUAGGUAAUUUGAACUGUGUAUCGUUCUUAACUGUAUUUAUUAAAGGUCUAGGCAUCUGUCUUGUUCUGAACUAUGGUCAAAGUUUUGUGAAACAAUGCAGUAGCCUUUACACUUGAUUAACAAACCAGAACUCUCUAAACUAGCCCAGCAAAACGUGGAGAAAUGUCUCAUGAGCUGCUGGCGGUGUGUUCCAUGUGCUGGCACAACACUUAAUUUCCAGGGCUGUUUUGUAAUUGUUCAGUCUUCGGUGAGUUAUUUCACCGGUUUGAUUCAGCACAUGCUUUAUGCUUGACCUGAACAUUAUAAGAAUGUGUUCAUUUUUAACUGUUUUGUUGAACAGAGUUAACAGGGAAGACCUCAGUCCCACAAAGACUUAAGGGAAGGUACCAAAGUCCUUGCAAGUGAAUGCUCGAGGUAGGCCCCAGCCCUGCAGUUACCUUCACGUAAUCUGAGCAGACAUGAUGAAACCAGUGAGGAUACUCAACAUGUAAAUUCAUCAAUCUGUGCUGUGUUUGGGCUUUAGGCUGUAGUUAAAUGUGAAGGGAUCCUGUAGCACACAGCACACUGCCCCUCGCUCGCCCAGGCUGGCCCUGGGGCACUGCUAGCCAGACCAAAGGACUGGUUGAGCCUCUGGUAGGGGGGGAAAAAUAACAUUGCAGCCCCAGAGCAGCUGUACUGGCACAGCUUCAGUAGCUGUUUGAGGAGGGAGGGGUUGAGGACUCCUUCAGCUGAAGAUGCCAGUCCCUCUCCCCAAAAAAUGGUAUGUGCAGCGGUAUACAAUUUAAACUCUGGUGCACUCAAGAUUUUGAGAGGCAGUUCCCUGUGGGCUGAAGUCUUUGGUUAUAAAAUGCUUUACAGAUUAUAUUUAACUGUGUUUUGGAUUUUACAUAUGUCACUUGUUGGGGCUGCUGCUGCUGUUAGUUUAUUUAUUUAUUUAUUUGAAGAGCUUUUGCACUGCAGGGGCUCAGGAAUGGGGUGGUAACAAUGCUGGAGAUGCUGGACUGAGUCCUUUGCAUCAAUCAUAAGCAGGACUUGUGCCAAUAUCUCCCUCCUUGCUAAUACUCAGCAUUUCAGUUCCUCCCAGCUCAAAUUUGUUGGACAAAAAGAUAAAGAUUUGCUUUUUCUUCCAUAACAACCUAAAGGCCCCCCCAAGUUGUGAAUAAACUGUGUGUUUUGUUAGUAUGGGAUGUCCAUAUCCGUUAAUCUGGAAAUGAGCAAGACUGGGGAAAUUGUGUGUGUAGAAAUGUGAGUGACCAGUAGGUAGAGCCAAAUUGAAACAUGUCUUGAAGGAUUUGUUGGGUUUUUUAAAUGCUGAUUAUUGUGAAUUUUGUCUAUUUACCGU
Messenger RNA from Colius striatus (speckled mousebird), 4644 nucleotides. RefSeq names its product solute carrier family 37 member 1 (gene SLC37A1). The transcript has 21 exons. The record is from RefSeq and is a predicted model, not a curated record. Gene Ontology annotation, molecular function: glucose 6-phosphate:phosphate antiporter activity. Bases 365 to 1990 code for a protein of 541 amino acids. Gene Ontology annotation, biological process: phosphate ion transmembrane transport; glucose-6-phosphate transport. NCBI's taxonomy places the organism in Eukaryota, Metazoa, Chordata, Aves, Coliiformes, Coliidae. Gene Ontology annotation, cellular component: endoplasmic reticulum membrane.